AUGGAUGACAUGGGCGAGUCUAUGAUGAUGACUCCUGAGGAAAAACUUACCCAGUAUGACAGCAGAGCCCAAGCCUUUGCAGACACCCAACAGGUAGGUUUGCAGGUAGUAGUUAUGAUAGUUAUUCUGUCAGUUAUUCUGUCAUGUUCAGGAAUUGCAUCAUCAAAGUUAUAAUGCAUGACAUGUACCACUCAGCAUCUAGAAGGCUGUUUUCAGUAGUGCACCUAUGCUUUUCUCCCCACAGUUUGAUGCUUGUAUCCAGGACCUUGUCCGCUGUCUGGUGUAUGAAGACGGGCACCUGAAACUAGCCCAAGCCCAUGUCCGACUGGCUAAGGCAUACCUACAGUUUAAAGGUGAGUGAUGUCAUGACACUUUACAAUGAGGUACCAUCUAUAAAGGGUUUAUAAUCAAGGCCGGAUUACCGAACGGACACACUAGGCAUGUGCCCCAGGGCCCCCCGACCCAGAAGUCAGUGCCCCAGGUCCCCAAAUGCGGUAGUCCGACCCUGUUAAUAAUAAACUGUUAGUAUUGCAUAUAUUGAUACCUUGACAUAAAAUCUUGGAAUGACCUGUGUGUUGUACUUCAUUCCUCCAGGCUGGGCAGUGCAGGCCCAGGAGCAUUCCGACAGAGCCAGUGAGUUGCUGCCCCUCUGCUCCCCCAGCUACACCUGCUGGGAGGACAGGCUCCACGUCCACACCUGUCUCCUCAACAUAUACCUAGCACAGGGAGGCGCCACUGCUGCUGGCCAAAUAUCCUUUUCACACAUUCUGUCUGUGAGAAAACUCUGA
Messenger RNA from Coregonus sp. 'balchen', 788 nucleotides. NCBI's taxonomy places the organism in Eukaryota, Metazoa, Chordata, Actinopteri, Salmoniformes, Salmonidae. The record is from the annotation of a GenBank genome assembly.